Molecule: messenger RNA, 1564 nt
Organism: Papilio polytes (common Mormon)
Lineage: Eukaryota; Metazoa; Arthropoda; Insecta; Lepidoptera; Papilionidae
Gene: Ciao1
Product: probable cytosolic iron-sulfur protein assembly protein Ciao1
Exons: 6
Coding region: 190-1089 (299 amino acids)
Biological process (GO): iron-sulfur cluster assembly
Cellular component (GO): cytoplasm; cytosolic [4Fe-4S] assembly targeting complex; mitochondrion
Molecular function (GO): protein binding
Source: RefSeq, a predicted model, not a curated record
UGACAUUGACAGUUGACAAGCUUGAAUUUAUAACUCUCAAUUUUACAUUUUAAUUAGAUUUAUUAAUUAUUAAUAUUUAACUUCAGUUGUAUUAGAGUACUCAUUAUAAAAUUGGAUACAAGUUACCAUUGUUAUACAUUUAAGGUAAAAGAUUUGAACAACUAUAAGGAUCUGGUACUAAGUGUACUAAUGUUUCUUUCAAUAAGAUACUAUAAUAUAUUAAGAACAAGUGGAAUUAAAAGAUUUUUUUCUUUUGCUGUAAACCAGAAAAUGUCUAACUCUGAAGGUAAUGGGAUUACAUUGGCAGAAGUUAUAAAUACACUAGAAGAUUUUGCUCCUAAAGCAUUGUCUGAGAGUUGGGAUAACACUGGACUGCUUGUGCAACCAUACACUGAACGGCUUAUCACUAAAAUUCUAAUGACCAACGAUUUGACAGAGAAUGUGGCGCAAGAAGCUCACAAUCAUGGCUGUGAAAUGAUUAUUUCAUACCACCCACCAAUAUUUGCUCCUUUAAAAUCUGUUAAUCAAAGUUCAUGGAAGGAGCGCAUUGUUUCUUUUCUAUUGGAGAAUCGCAUAUCGUUGUAUUCGCCUCACACGAGUUGGGACAGCACUCAGGGCGGCGUCAACGACUGGCUGGCGUCUGCUUUCCCUUACUAUGAAGCUACACCCAUUGUACCUGGUGUUGAUCCUAAUACAGGAGCCGGGAGGUUUGUCAGAUUAAAUUCAAACAUUCCUUUAACCGAUGCUGUGGGCAGAGUAAAGAAAGUGACAGGGUUAAAAUAUGUACGUUUAGCUCUGGGUUGUGGUAAAUCUAUGAAUGAUACCAUACAAACUGUGGCACUUUGUGCGGGCUCCGGAGGGUCGGUGCUAAAGAAUGUCUCGAACGCAGAUCUUUUUCUAACAGGAGAAAUGCUCCAUCAUGAUGUGUUAGAUGCCACCCAGAGAGGUAUAUCUGUCAUACUAACCAACCAUUCGGAUUCUGAGAGAGGAUUUUUACGUGGAUUUUCGAUAAAAUUGCAUAAUAAAUUAAAUAAUCGAAUUCAAGUUUUAGUCAGCGAAUGUGAUAAAGAUCCUUUGACGACAGUUUGAAUGUUAUGGUAAAAAGUUAUUUAAUUAAUAAAUAAAACAAAAUGUAGUAAUUUAAAAUGUGUUUUAUAUUACUGUUAAUAUAAGGUUAGAGUUUAGCAUUAUUAGAGGAAAUACAAAAUCGUUAUUAUUAGAAAAAAUCACCGUGAGAUCAUUGUUACACUUCGUUCCCCAUAAAACAGCAACAAACAAACCGACUUUCAUAAAUCACUUUGUGAUUUAACUUUCCAGCAAUUCUUUCACGAUUAAAUUAAGUAGACUAGUAUUCUAUUAUAAAAGUUGGCAAGGUCUAUGAACAUUUUUUGAUUUUCUGUCCUUAACCAUAAAUCCGUUUUCCUUCUGAUCAGGAAUCUUUUCUGAAAUAUUUUCAUGUUAUAUAUGUUUACGUUAUAAAUGAGUAUCAUGUGCAUACGAGUUACUUACGUAGGGCUAUUUUAUUUAUUUGUUUAAUUCUAACAUUAUGUUCUAUAGUAGCAUU